Messenger RNA from Syngnathus acus (greater pipefish), 761 nucleotides. RefSeq names its product transforming protein RhoA-like. The coding region runs from base 22 to 675 and encodes 217 amino acids. Gene Ontology annotation, molecular function: GTP binding; GTPase activity. Gene Ontology annotation, cellular component: dendritic spine; cleavage furrow. Gene Ontology annotation, biological process: small GTPase-mediated signal transduction; stress fiber assembly; cell migration. NCBI's taxonomy places the organism in Eukaryota, Metazoa, Chordata, Actinopteri, Syngnathiformes, Syngnathidae. The transcript is spliced from 5 exons. The record is from RefSeq and is a predicted model, not a curated record.
GCGUGGUGACGGCAUAAGCGCAUGCGCUUGAAUGAUGGGCGGAGUCAAGCAAUCGGUCAGGAAGAGGAGGAAAGGCGGACGCAGAAACAUCAAGUGAUGGCUGCUAUUAGAAAAAAGUUGGUCAUAGUUGGAGAUGGAGCAUGUGGAAAGACCUGUCUGCUGAUCGUCUUCAGUAAGGACCAGUUCCCAGAGGUCUACGUCCCCACAGUGUUUGAGAACUAUGUGGCCGACAUUGAAGUAGAUGGAAAACAGGUCGAACUAGCCCUUUGGGACACAGCCGGUCAAGAAGACUAUGACCGACUGAGGCCUCUCUCCUACCCUGACACUGAUGUUAUUCUUAUGUGUUUCUCUGUAGACAGUCCCGACAGUUUAGAGAACAUUCCAGAAAAGUGGACGCCAGAAGUGAAACAUUUCUGCCCAAAUGUUCCCAUCAUCCUUGUGGGUAAUAAAAAAGAUCUGCGCAAUGACGACCACACCAGACGAGAGCUGGCAAAAAUGAAACAGGAGCCAGUUAGAUAUGAAGAUGGCAAAGAAAUGGCAAACCGCAUUUGUGCCUACGGCUACCAGGAGUGCUCUGCCAAAACCAAAGAUGGCGUGCGGGAAGUCUUUGAGAUGGCAACUCGAGCCGCGUUGCAGGCCAAGAAGAAGAAGAAGUCGGGCUGCAUUCUGCUAUAGACCGCGACGCAACUGAAAGUUACCCUUUUAAUACAGAUGCGGAGCUUGCGUUGAGAAUUUGAUCUUGGGGAGGGCCCAAAAAAAAC